This is a messenger RNA of Sphaeramia orbicularis (orbiculate cardinalfish), 1421 nucleotides long. RefSeq names its product INO80 complex subunit E (gene ino80e). The coding region runs from base 77 to 787 and encodes 236 amino acids. Gene Ontology annotation, biological process: chromatin remodeling. Lineage: Eukaryota; Metazoa; Chordata; Actinopteri; Kurtiformes; Apogonidae. The transcript is spliced from 8 exons. The record is from RefSeq and is a predicted model, not a curated record. Gene Ontology annotation, cellular component: Ino80 complex; nucleus.
UAUAACACACCUGAAAGCCAUCUGCAUGUACGCUUUCAACAGUUUCUAGGAUCAGCAACAGCUCCAUAGCUUUGAAAUGAACGGGCAAGCAGAUGUCGAGGUUGAUUACAAGCGGAAAUACAAAAAUCUCAAACGAAAAUUAAAAUUUCUUGUCUAUGAACAGGAGUGCUUUCAGGAGGAGCUGAGGAGAGCUCAGAGAAAACUGCUUAAAGUUUCUAGAGACAAAAGCUUUCUUUUAGACAGACUGCUACAGUAUGAGAGGGUAGAUGAAGACUCCUCAGAUUCUGAGGCAACAGUUUCCUCAGAAAACAGUGAAGGAGAGGGACCCAGAGAGAGGGAAAGAGAACGAGAUGGUGCAAAGAAACGAAGAAGCAGUCCUGGUGCGUGUCUCCCACCAUCAUCCUCUCCUCAUCUGUCACUGUUGUCCCGUUCGGGUGUGAAUCCUCUCCAGUCAUCUGGAUCUGGACCCUAUCUGAACACUAUGCCCUUCCCACCAGAGUAUUUGGCUCCCCCAGCUGAACGAAUGAAGAAAGAGAGAAAAACAAAGACGCCAAAAAACAAGAAAGAGACCACAGGGAAGGUUGUUACUCCAAUGACAACCAAUUACCCAUCAGCCCCUGCAGCCCCUCCAACAGGCAGCGGCCCCUUCAGCUGGGUUCCUCGACAGAUGCUCAGCGGAGAUGCUGCAGAGGAGGAGGGGGAGAGUGAUGGCGACAGUGACAGGGGAGAUGAAGACAGAGGGGAGGGAGAUGAGGCUGAACUGGUCAUUGACAUCCCUAAUGAAUGAGCCUGCCUCUGUCUUUAGAUGUAUUUAUAAGUGGGGGAUGGACAAUGUACACGUGUUAGGGUGAAGCACAUGACUCAAGGACUAUUCCAUUCUGUGGAGGAGAGACAGGCACCCCCUUGUGGACAUUUACGAGACUGCAGAAACAGUGUCGAACAAUCCCCAACAGAAAUGUUUUCAAAUAUUAUGUUAAGAAUUUAAUAUUAGAUUACAUUAACUAGCUACUGUAAAAACAGACUGCCGCUGUAAUAGUUGGUUCUUUGUUUCUGACAGAGUUUAAAACUGCCUCCUGAUCAUAAUAUGCACAAACUGUGUCUUCAACUAGUGUGUCCUUCAUAAAAAUGUUGUUUUUUAAUGUUGAAUUAGCACCUCAUACUUGUUAUACUUGUUAAAGUAGAAAAACUGCUAAAUCAAAACUUUUUCAUAUGAUUUAAAUCUUUGGAAAUUUCCUUAAAGUCCUAUUUGGUUAUUUGGGAGUUUUUACCCCUGCUAUUUGUACUUGUGCUUUUUUUUUUUUUUUUUUUUUUACAGUACCAGAUUGCUGUUAUAUCUGUUUAAAAAAGUGCCAGAUUGAAAGAGUAAAUAAUGUCUGCAUCAAUGUAGUUGUGAAUAUGUCAAAUUAAACUGAAUCAUUUUU